AUAUAUUUAAAGGGUCAUGAAACCCCCCUCUUUCAGCUCAAGUCUAGCUCACAAUCUUUUUGAAAAAUGCAACUGAAAUGGGCGUGGUGGCUGUGAGAAGGCGGGAGGGGAGUGGGUGUGGUACGGCAGGAGAGAGGAGAGGAGAGGGGAGGGAGGAAACUCUCAUCGCCAGCAUAUCGACUGUCACUAAAAAUAAGUGGUAAAACGUGAGGAAAUACUAAUAAAAAAAUAAAAAAAACUGGAAAAGUUAAAAUCUAAUUAAAUACACUGACACUUUAUUUUUGUCUUUUCAAGAGUUACUGAAUGCCCUGCUACAUAUAUCCUACAGUAAUCGUAAUUCUAUUUAAAACAUAUUAAUGUACAUGAGUAAUUACAGUCAUUAUAAAAUAUAAAGUUGUUUAUAUACACACUAUGAAUGCAUAUAUUUGAAAAAAAAAAAUAACGCUUAAAAAAAAACAUUGCGUACAUAGCAUAGAUCUACGCGCCCGCUGAACCCCAAAUAAAGAUGGACAGUGACAUAGAAAUUUGCAGUGGCAGCAGUACGCAGGGCUCUGUGGAGGUGGAGGACUUCUCUCCUCCUGAUUCCCAAGGGCUAAAUGGAGAUAUACUAGAUGGCAGUGCAGGUCCUCUGCCCUAUCAAUUUGAGCCAAUAGCCCCAGCCGUGACUGUGGACGAAAACAUGGACGAACCGGAGGCUGUGCGGAUGGGAGAAGUGUCAGAAUGGUGUACUUGUGGUCACUGUACCAGGCUGUCUCCAAGAGAAAACUUGUGCUGUAGAGAGGUGGCACAGGUGAUGCACAGAUGUGAGCAGGUUGGUGGGGCAGCAUGCAUAACUGCUCAUCCAGGUUUUGAACCUGUCGCCCUAAACACAUUUGUUUUGCAAGCUGUUUAUGGCACAUAUCGCCAGCUCUAUGGUGACAUGGAGAACACAGUCCUCAAUAGUUGCUACAGACACCUGGCCUAUAGGAAUUUUGUCCGGUGGUGCUGGGGGUACCUUGGCCGACACAUUAGGGUGGUGAUUCCUUCGUGUGCUGUUACCCGCAUCAGAGAGCAGUUCCCUGACAACACUGGAACCUAUUCAGGUUUUCAACCCCCUCCCCUUGACUAAAAUAAAGAACUUAUCAUU
Molecule: messenger RNA, 1126 nt
Organism: Carassius auratus (goldfish)
Lineage: Eukaryota; Metazoa; Chordata; Actinopteri; Cypriniformes; Cyprinidae
Product: P2X purinoceptor 7-like
Exons: 4
Coding region: 506-1108 (200 amino acids)
Source: RefSeq, a predicted model, not a curated record